Messenger RNA from Thecamonas trahens ATCC 50062, 1268 nucleotides. Its product is annotated as GTPase activating protein Rap1-GAP. Gene Ontology annotation, biological process: regulation of small GTPase mediated signal transduction. Lineage: Eukaryota; Apusomonadida; Apusomonadidae. The transcript is spliced from 2 exons. The record is from RefSeq and is a predicted model, not a curated record. The coding region runs from base 12 to 1223 and encodes 403 amino acids. Gene Ontology annotation, molecular function: GTPase activator activity.
ACCACUCGAGGAUGGAGGUUGUGUCGGAGAACGUGCUUCUUGCGGAUAAGAUUGCACAGCUCAUUGCUGCAACAAAAGGUGACCAUGCGACGUGGGAGUCGACGGCCGACCCGGAUGACGCCGACAUGAUUGUGGAGAGCUCCGGGUGGCAAAUUAUGCGCAAGGACAACACGACCGUGGCCGCGGUGGCAGAGCAGGAGCUGGAGAUUGUAGAGAUGGAUACAGACAAGACGUGGUACAAUGACUACUUUUUCGGCAAGCCGCAUGUGACGUUUGUGGGGAAGGACAAGGCUAUGGGAGCGCUGGUGAUCUCUGUGGUGAAGGAGGAUUUUGGCGACGACUUUCACUUUCGGGUCCGGGUCCUUUCGCAGGCCGGGCGGCAGCAUGUGCUUGUGAGCUCGGACGAUGUGAACGUGAAAAACAAGGAUCUGAACUCCAAGAUGGCGCGCAAGGUGGUGAACGUGGCGCUGCCUGCACUGGAGAAGAUGGCGCUCAAGGUGGCGGACGAUGAGAAGUUCUGCAAGCGGCUGGCGACGCACGAGACGUCCGAGCUGGUGACCAAGUACAAGUUUGGCCUGCUGUAUGUCAAGGACGGGCAGACGGUGGAGGAGGACAUGUUUGCCAACGACGGGUAUGUGAUCGACCACUCCCCCGAGUACCAGGAGUUCUGCGACUGGUUGGGUGACACGAUCGAGCUGCAGGGAUGGGAAGCGUACCGGGCCGGGCUUGACGUCCGCUCGGGCGGCACCGGGACAACGUCGAUCUACACGCAGUGGCGCCACUUUGAGGUCAUGUGGCACGUCGCCACCAUGCUCCCGUACUUUCCCACCGACGUGCAGCAACUUCAGCGCAAGCGUCACCUUGGCAACGACAUUGUUAUGGUGGUCUUUGUCGAGGGCUCGACGCCGUACGUCCCGACUUGUGUUUACUCGCAGUUCAACCACGUCCUGCUCAUUGUCCAGCCGGUGGACAAGGAGCUGACCGGCGGACGGACGUGCUACCGCAUGUCAAUGGCGUGCAAGUCGGACGUCGGCACGUUUGGACCCAAGCUUCCGCGCCAAAAGUACUUUGAACGCUCGCAAGAUCUCCGCAACUGGCUCUAUGCCCGUCUCAUCAACGGCGAGCGGACCGCUAUCCUCAACGCUGCCGGCUUCCGCAUGACUCGCGAGCGGACCGCCCAGCUGUGGCUCGCUGACGUCUGCAACGACUUUGGCAUUUCGUAGUUUCUUGCUUCCAGCCACAUACAUCAACCGCCCAACCAGCCCGCC